This is a messenger RNA of Penicillium odoratum, 2589 nucleotides long. Its product is annotated as putative Sin3 complex subunit (Stb2). Bases 1 to 2589 code for a protein of 862 amino acids. The record is from RefSeq and is a predicted model, not a curated record. Lineage: Eukaryota; Fungi; Ascomycota; Eurotiomycetes; Eurotiales; Aspergillaceae. The transcript has a single exon. Gene Ontology annotation, cellular component: Sin3-type complex.
AUGUCGACCAACACAGCCGGUGCGUCGGCGCCAGACCGUCGAGACUCCGCUAAGGCCUCCGAAGGCCAGGGCUUCAGAGGAAGCCCCGCCUCCCCCACGACCGGCCAUGAUCAAGUAGUGCGCCAGGGUCACCAGAGACUAGUAUUCACUGACCCCGUCGCCCUACGAUACCUAGAAGAAGACCCCUCCACCGAUGUUCUCCAUCGCCGCUCGACCCUGCAGGGUUACGAAAUCUAUAUUGUUGAACAAUGGGCUUGCUCUCGCGUGCACCCGACCUUUGUUAUUUCGACCUAUACUGGAGACCCAUCGCAUACCGUUAUUGUCGGGGUACUCAGCGUGCCAACAGAUGAAACCACAUGGUCGCCUCGGUUGCGGAUGUACUUUGACGCUGUCAAGCAGUACCAUGCUCGGCAGAAGGAGACUCCACUCGGGACAGUCAUGGUUACAGACUUAGGAACUUUCCCGUCGGCUCUCACAGUCAUUCCGGUUCCACAAGGCGACAUUAAGAAACACAGAGAGGAUUUUAUUGUCAACGAGAACAUGAAGCGCUUGGGUUGCGCCGGGCGCGCGGGCCUCAAGCUUCAGGCUCCUUUACCGGCCACGGAAGCAAAGUUUCAUCAGCUUUACCGAACGAAUGAGCGGGUUCCUCUUUAUUAUGCUGUAAUCGAGGUUGUGAAGCAGUGCCAGAUUGCCUUGAUGGUAUUUGAUAAGUUAAAGCCGGAAUACGUGGAUGGUCUCUUGUGCGAUGUAACUGAAGCAGCGAUCAGCGACUGGUGGGCAGAUAUUGGUUCAGAACUGUAUAAUAUUGAACCCAGUGAUGGUGUACUGGGACCAACUACGGUAUCUGCACUCCUGGGAACGCUCCUUGGCGCACGGAAUCGACUGCACACCUAUGGAGCUCCUGUUGGGAAGGAUGCCUUUGAUAUUGAAAACCUCAAACGGGGUAUUAGUGGGUUCCAAAAAUCUCAGAAGCUGAGUCGAACCAGGAGGCUAGAUCGGCAGACCUUGGAGCGAUUACAUCGUGCUACGGCCAAGGCCGCCAAUGCGGAAGGGUGGACUGAUGCUGUCAAAUCAACCAUGGCUGAGCUCAGUGGUCAAGGUGGAGAGAUGGUCAUGGGAAUGGUCCGCGGGCGCGAAAAGGGUGGAAUUGCCGACAUUGAAACCCUCGAUAUCGAUACUUUUAUCCAGUGCUGCUACGGGUCAAGGGCGAAGUGGCUAUGGCUGGGAAAAGCCCGCAAAAGUGGUCAUGAUCAUUCGUUCACGCGUGCCCCGACGUCAGACAUUCUGUUUACCACAGAUGAUCAGGGUGGCUAUGUAUGGACGAGUCGGAAGAAGCACUCUUCAGAGGAUUUGCAUGCCGAACGAGUUACCUCCGCCCUUGAUCGACAAUGGAAGUCUCCUGAAGUGUCAGUCGGCGAAGAAAAAGAUCACCGAAGGAAAGGUGUUAGUGAAAGGGUGUCGGAUGCUCGGGCUGGCCUGGGCCGUUUUAAAGAUGCAGUGGGCCUGCCUGGCUUGCGAUCACAUCACCACAAACAAUCUCGUGAUGGUCCAGAGUUGAUGCAUGAUAUCGCGUAUCGUCCAUCUAUAGACAGCGAUACUGACCCCUCGAUUACCAAACCUAGGACCGCCACUGGUCUUACAUCCGAUUCCAAAGUUGACGGAGAGUUGGAAUCUCGACCAGAGGAUGACCAGAUUCAACCUUCCGCAACAGCGGAGUCAUUGUCCGAUGUCAAACUCCCCGAAAUUCAUGUUGAGACUGUACCGCCAGAUACAGAAUUAGAAUCCCAGAUACAGCAGCACGAUCAUAUUCCAAUUCCAACGCCCCUUCCAGGGGUGGAAGAAGAAUCGGAUCUAGAGCGCAUGGUAACACGGUCUACCGCCGCCUCAAGUGAUGGGGGAGACCGAGACGACACACGGCCAAAUCUAGCCUUGAUGUCUCUACGGCGAGCUCAAAGUUGUGAAGAGCUUCGAAGCAAUGAAAUCGGCCCCCAGCGCUGUGACGAGAGAUGUCCGAGACAUCUUUCUUUUAGUAACGUCGAAGAAGUGGUCCAUGCAUCCAAACCGCUGGUUGACCAGCCAAGAGUCGGUUCUUCGGCUACCUUGGAAGAAGCAAUCGCUCAAGAAGACAUCCUGGCAUCGGAUGCUCGCAUCUUCAGCUCUCGGAUAUUGGAGUUGGGCGAGCAUACGGCUCCUUGGGUAGAGCGUCAAGUGGAUACUGUGGAUGGGCUCAACACAAAACUCUAUGAUCAACACGAAGAACUAAAUUCGGUCUAUCUGGAGCGGGUUGAUGAUUAUCGACGGCUACGAGACCGAUCCAGUGAUCUUUUGACCGACGAAAGUUCCUACCUUAAUGACAGUGUCAAGCGCGUUGAACUACUUGGAGCCAAACUAGACUACGAGCUCCAUGUUCUCGAAUCCAAGGUCGACGACAUGGAGGAAGGACUGACUGACUUUGAGCGACAUAUUGUCAAUGUGGAGACCCGCGUCAAAGCCUUACUCCAGGGCGAGGAAAAGCACAGCAUCUCCUGGAUGACGUGGGUUCGACAGUCCCUUGGCUUGACAGGAUCAUUCGGCCAUUCAGGCUCUUAA